AUGCCGAGAAAAUCUGAAAAAGUAAAGCCUGGUGUGAGGAAAUAUGGAAAGAAAAGUAAUUACACGCCUGAGAUUCUUCAAGAAGCUAUUGAAAAAAUAAAAUCAGGAGCCAUAUCGCGAGUAGGUGCAGCCAAAUUAUAUAAAAUACCCCCUGUGACAUUAUUUUAUAAAUUAAAAGAAAAGCAUGAUAAGAAUGUGGGUAGACCUAAAAUAUUUACUGAUGAAGAAGAAAACACUUUUGUUUCACAUCUUCUCAUGAUGGCCGAUUUGGGAUAUGGCUAUGAAUGGGGUACAUUAUUUUUAGAGAGACAUCCUGAGAUAAAAGAAAAAGUAGGACAUAAAAUUCCUAGAAAGAGAGCCCAAGUAAAUCGAGAACAAAUUGACGAGUUUUUUCGCAAUAUUAAAGAAGAAAUAGAAGGAGUUGCACCUAACAAUAUUUAUAAUAUGGACGAAACAGGCAAAAAGUUAUGGUCGGACUGGUUAUUUAAAGCUCCAUCUGGUUCCAGAAUGUCAGUUUCACAAUCUGGAUGGAUUGAUCAAUCAAUUUUCGAGGAUUGGCUGGAAAACCACUUUUUGCCUUACCUUGACAAGGAUGACGAAGAAGUCAGGCAAUCUGAUCUAAAUGUAGUAGGGAAAGCAAGAAAAUUUCAGUUGCCUGUGACAGCAGGAAAAAGCGUUUCAGCCGAAGAAGUGGAAGAGUAUCAGAAAAAUAGAGAAAAAGAAAAUAAAGGAAAACCAGUGACUGAGGGCAAAAAAAGAGGCAGGCCUAAGGGAUCUACAAAUAAAGGUAAAGUUAACAAAAAGCUAAAGUAUCAGAACAAGAAGCUUCAAAUAGUGCACAUAAUGUUGACUCUGCUAAUAAUGGUAUUGAGAGUUAGCUACAGAAAACUGAAAGACGGGAUCAAGUUGUCUGUGCUGAGAUACAUCAACAUGAAUCAAGAAUAA
Molecule: messenger RNA, 945 nt
Organism: Arctia plantaginis
Lineage: Eukaryota; Metazoa; Arthropoda; Insecta; Lepidoptera; Erebidae
Source: the annotation of a GenBank genome assembly